AUGACCUGGACCUUCCACACCACACCCAUGGCCUGCAACAGCCUCUGCCGACCCUGCGGACCCACCCCGCUGGCCAACAGCUGCAACGAGCCCUGUGCCCUGCAAUGCCAGGACUCCCGCGUCAUCAUCAACCCUUCCCCUAGCACCGUCGUCGGAUCCACCUCCUCGGCUGCCGUGGGCACUGAACUCAAUGCCCAGGGACAGCCCAUCUCUGGGGGAUUUGGCUUUGGCCUUGGCUAUGGGCUGGGAGGCCUGGGCUGUGGCUAUGGCAGAAGGGGCGGCUACAUCUGCUAA
Molecule: messenger RNA, 294 nt
Organism: Oenanthe melanoleuca
Lineage: Eukaryota; Metazoa; Chordata; Aves; Passeriformes; Muscicapidae
Product: feather beta keratin-like
Exons: 3
Coding region: 1-294 (97 amino acids)
Cellular component (GO): intermediate filament
Molecular function (GO): structural constituent of cytoskeleton
Source: RefSeq, a predicted model, not a curated record